Molecule: messenger RNA, 1892 nt
Organism: Quercus robur (English oak)
Lineage: Eukaryota; Viridiplantae; Streptophyta; Magnoliopsida; Fagales; Fagaceae
Product: extensin-like
Exons: 3
Coding region: 56-1654 (532 amino acids)
Source: RefSeq, a predicted model, not a curated record
CUAGCGGGUUGGUUUAAGAGCAGAACUCACUACCAAAACCCUCUUAGGAGUGAAGAUGGGGAAAAUGAGGUCCUCAAUGGCCUCUCUCAUGCUCACUGUCUUAGUAGCAAUAGUCUCACUUAGCUUGCCAUCAGAAACCAACGCAAACUACCCAUAUGCCUCUCCUCCACCACCUCCUUACCACUACACAUCACCACCACCACCUCCUUACCACCCAGCACCACACUACCCACCACACUUUCCACCCCACCACCCAGUGCACUCUCCUCCUCCACCAGUACCAGUGAAGCCAGUGCAUCCACCACACCACCCACCACACCACCCACAUUAUCCACCACACCUUCCACCCCACCACCCACCACCCAAGAAGCCCUACAAGUACUUCUCUCCUCCACCACCUGUUAAACCACACUAUCCUCCUCAUUAUCCACCACACCACCCAGUGCACCCACCACAUUACCCACCACACCACCCAGUGCAUCCACCACACCACCCAGUGCACCCACCACAUUACCCACCACAUAUCCCACCACAUCACCCACCUACUCCAGUUUACAAGUACAAGUCUCCUCCUCCACCACCAGCACACCCCGUACUCCCACCAUAUAAGUACAAGUCUCCUCCUCCACCUCCUCCUGUUUACAAGUACAAGUCUCCUCCACCACCCCCACCACACCCAGUACUCCCACCAUAUAAGUACAAGUCUCCUCCUCCUCCUCCUCCUGUUUAUAAGUACAAGUCUCCUCCACCACCCUCACCACACCCAAAACCAGUUUACAAAUACAAGUCUCCUCCUCCACCUCCUCCUGUUUACAAGUACAAGUCUCCUCCCCCACCCCCACCACACCCAAAACCAGUUUACAAAUACAAGUCUCCUCCCCCACCCCCACCACACCCAAAACCAGUUUACAAGUACAAGUCUCCUCCUCCACCUCCUCCUUUUACAAGUACAAGUCUCCUCCACCACCCCCACCACACCCAGUACUCCCACCAUAUAAGUACAAGUCUCCUCCUCCACCUCCUCCUGUUUACAAGUACAAGUCUCCUCCACCACCCCCACCACACCCAGUACUCCCACCAUAUUACUACAAGUCUCCUCCCCCACCCCCACCACACCCAAAACCAGUUUACAAGUACAAGUCUCCUCCACCACCCCCACCACACCCAGUACUCCCACCAUAUAAGUACAAGUCUCCUCCUCCUCCACCACCAGUUUACAAGUACAAGUCUCCUCCACCACCCCCACCACACCCACAACCACACCCCUACCCUCACCCUCACCCUCACCCACACCCACACCCACACCCAAAACCAGUUUACAAGUACAAGUCCCCUCCUCCACCACCACCAGUUUACAAAUACAAGUCUCCUCCACCACCCCCACCACACCCACACCCACACCCAUUACCACACCCACACCCACACCCACACCCACACCCAUUACCACACCCACAUCCACACCCACACCCACACCCAGUUCCCCACCCAACACUCCCACCAUACGCAUAUAAGUCUCCUCCUCCACCUCCUCCAGUCUACAAGUACAAGUCCCCACCUCCACCACCACCACACUACAUCUACUCAUCACCCCCUCCUCCUCACUACUAGAAAAUGCCUCCAGAAGUAUGGAACGCAUGAGUAUUUGUCAAAAUAAAGAACGGCUGCAGGCAGAAGAUGUUUAUUAAUUACUAUACAAGAACAGCGCGAGUUCGGAUUUGAUAUGGACGUUUAUUUUAUUAUGUUUAUAGGAGUUCCAACUUUUUAAUAUUGUUGGGUGUAGUGCUUCCAAUGUGUAUUUAUUAUGCCCUAUCAUGUCUUAUGUAUUUUGUAGAUUUCAACCUUAAGCAAACGCGAAGGUUGAUCGCUAUAAUAAAAUAAACACGUUUCUCGAA